AUGGAAGAAUAUGCAAGGGAGCCAUGUCCUUGGAGAAUAGUUGAUGAUUGCGGUGGUGCAUUCACAAUGGGAAUGAUUGGAGGUGGUGUUUUUCAAACUAUCAAAGGUUUUCGUAAUGCUCCCUCAGGAAUCAGUAGACGUUUACUCGGAAGUUUAGAUGCUAUUAAACAAAGAUCACCAAUAGUAGCUGGAAACUUUGCUGUCUGGGGUGGAAUGUUUUCGACCAUAGAUUGUACACUAGUACACUUUAGGAAAAAAGAGGAUCCAUGGAAUUCAAUUAUAUCUGGUGCUGCGACAGGUGGCAUAUUAGCUGCUAGAAAUGGAUUACCGGCAAUGGCCGGCUCAGCUUUUAUAGGUGGAGCUUUAUUGGCUUUAAUCGAGGGUAUAGGUAUAUUAUUCACUAGAUUAUCAGCAGAACAAUUCAAACCUAUUAAUCCAGCCUUAGAAGAUCCAUCACAAUUAGGUCCACCAAGUUUAGGACAACCAAGUUACCAAUGA
Molecule: messenger RNA, 498 nt
Organism: Pediculus humanus corporis (human body louse)
Lineage: Eukaryota; Metazoa; Arthropoda; Insecta; Psocodea; Pediculidae
Product: mitochondrial import inner membrane translocase subunit Tim17-B, putative
Exons: 1
Coding region: 1-498 (165 amino acids)
Biological process (GO): protein import into mitochondrial matrix
Cellular component (GO): mitochondrial inner membrane; TIM23 mitochondrial import inner membrane translocase complex
Molecular function (GO): transmembrane protein transporter activity
Source: RefSeq, a predicted model, not a curated record